AUGACGGCGAUCGCGAUCUGGUGCGUGGCCGCCGUGAUGGGCACCGCCGGCGGUCUGGUGUUGGAUGGCACGUACGGCCAGUUCCGGAAGUGGAACGCGGGCGUCAACGGCACGCUUGAGAUGGAGUUCAAGACGCGGUCGCCAAACGGGCUGCUCAUGUACACAGACGACGGCGGCACUUACGACUUUUUCGAGCUGAAAAUGGUGGAGGGCACCAUGCGGCUGCGGUACAACCUGGGCGCCGGUGCCCAGAUACUGAUGGCCGGCCACGACCUGUACGACGGCCGGUGGCACCGGACGGCCGUCGAGCGCCGUGGUCGCGUCACCGCCCUGACCGUGGACAACGCGACCAGCGCGGCCGCGUCCGCCGGCAAGGAGCUGCAGUUUGGUCGGCUGGCGUCCAACUCGGCCGUGUACGUGGGCGGCAUGCCCGGUUGGUACAACGGCCGGCUCACCCGGCUCGCGCUGCCCAGCGUCAUAUUCGAGCCCCGGUUCAGCGGCGCCGUCCGCAACGUUGUCUACACAGACGACUUUUACCCGUAUCCGAGGCGGCAGACCGCCAUCACGGACCCAGCCCGACAGCCAAAGUGCACUGGUGCAAGAUGUCGUCGUACGCUGAAUAGAGACAAAAAGGCAAAGGUUAGUCAUUAUUCAAUAAAUUAUUCUCUUUUCUUAUAA
Messenger RNA from Macrosiphum euphorbiae (potato aphid), 678 nucleotides. The record is from the annotation of a GenBank genome assembly. Lineage: Eukaryota; Metazoa; Arthropoda; Insecta; Hemiptera; Aphididae.